GUAAUCCGUUAUCAGUUAUCAAAGUGGCGUCGUGUGAUCAACAACUCAACGAAUGGCCCAAGUGUUGGUGAUAGGUUAAUUGUUGUUGUUCCAGCUUCGUUCACACUGUGCUCAAGAUGUCACUGAAUCGUCUGUUUGUAAACAGUGGAGUCGCUGUCUUCCUAUUGGUGCAAUUGGGCCCGGAAUUGGCGGGAGCUGCUCUGAUUGGUGGAAUUUUGUACCCGAAAGAGUCCGAGACGAGAGAGGUGCGAUCGCUGGACGGGGUUUGGGCUUUUCGAAAGGAUGACAGUCAAUACCAGGGUUUCAAGGAGCGUUGGUAUGACUACCCAUUGCAUGAGACAGGGGAGGUGAUUCCUAUGCCAGUUCCUAGCAGCUACAAUGACAUAACUCAGGAGAGAAGCCUGCGAGACCAUGUGGGCUUUGUGUGGUAUGAGCGAACCUUUUUCGUGCCAGAGAGAUGGCAUUUGGAUUCUCUCAGGGUUUGGCUCAGAUUCGGGUCCGUGCAUUAUCUCGCUCAUGUGUUUCUGAACGGUCAGAAACUGGUAUCCCACGAGAUCGGUCACCUUCCCUUCCAAGCAGAGGUGACAUCCAAGCUGGCAUAUGGCAAGAUCAACAGGUUAACAGUUGCAGUCGAUAAUACCCUCACAAAUGUAACAGUUCCCCAGGGUGCCGUAGAAACUCUUAUUGUUGACAACCAACCAAGAACGUACCAAACUUAUACGUUCGACUUUUUCAACUACGCCGGAAUUCAUAGAUCGGUACAUUUGUAUACCACCCCAAUUGUCUACAUUGAUGACAUCACUAUAAAUACUGAUAUUGAGAAUGACACUGGUCUGAUCUACUACAACAUAACGUUCGGAGGUUUCGUGACAGAGACAGAGGAGGUGAUCUGCACCACCCGUCUGCUGGCUGAGAAUGGGGAGGAGGUGCAGGGAAUCAAGAAGAUCGAGGAGAAUGAGGGGCAGUCGGGUCAGAUUGUCAUCCCCAAUGCCACUCUGUGGUGGCCAUACAUGAUGCAUCCCCAACCUGGCUACAUGUACACUGUCGAGGUAGUGAUAACAACUCCGAAAUACAACAUCAGUGACAUCUACAGACAACCGGUGGGCAUUAGGACGGUGCGCUGGGAUGAGAAAAACUUGCAUAAUGGAAAGAAGGUUUACAUCAGAGGAGUCGGCAAGCACGAGGAUUCAGAUAUAAGAGGCAAAGGUCUUGACUACGCACUAAUCACCAAAGAUUUCAACCUACUCAAGUGGCUGGGUAUCAAUGCAUUCCGCACGUCACACUAUCCCUAUGCUGAGGAGAUCAUGGACUUUGCCGAUCAGCAAGGCAUUAUGGUCAUCGAUGAGUGUCCCAGUGUUGAUACUGAUAAUUUCUCAGAAGAUCUGCUCAAAAAGCACAGCCAUUCAUUGGCGGAGCUGGUGAGGAGAGACAAGAACCGACCCAGUGUUAUAAUGUGGUCUAUUGCCAAUGAACCUCGAAGCUCGAAACCGGGAGCCAGCUGGUAUUUCAAGUCAGUGGUGAAAUUUGUUAAGACAUUGGACACUAACCGACCGAUUACCGCAGCAAUUAACAAGGGGAUUAGCGUUGAUGAGGCAGCUCAAUACUUGGAUAUAAUAUCAUUCAACCGCUACAACUCGUGGUAUCAAAACACGGGCCGACUGGAAACAAUCAAAGGAAACGUCGAAGAAGAGGCAACAAAUUGGCAUAAAAAGUACAACAAGCCGGUCCUUAUGUCAGAGUAUGGAGCUGAUACCAUGGCUGGACUACACUUGGAACCCGCCUACGUUUGGUCAGAGGAGUACCAAGUGAGAAUGCUAUCCGAGCAUUUCAAGGCAUUCGACAAUCUGCGACAGAAGGGCUUCUUCAUUGGUGAAAUGAUCUGGAAUUUCGCUGAUUUCAAAACAGCACAGACCUACACGAGAGUGGGCGGGAACAAGAAGGGAAUCCUAACACGUGAGCGUCAACCCAAGGCAGCGGCGCACCAUCUGCGACUGCGCAACUUCAAACUGGCCCAACAGAUUGACAAGUACAGAGUGCCCGAUAACAUACGCAACCUCGAACCGUACACUGCCCCGGGCCAGAUACAAACCAACCACAUUGAGCUGUGAUCUGCUUCUAUCAAUGCAUGAUUCAACAUUAAUUAUCGGUCACAAAAUGGUACCGUAUAUAUAUAGUGAGAUUCACUGACAGCGUUCAUCGUUGAAUGGGCGAAGCAUUCAUGUUAUUUUCAACGAAUGCUGAUAGUUUAAAUAAAUCUUACUUUACAAAAUUACAAAGAAGGGUGAGAAUAAUAUCAUAUUUUUUAUUCGUUAAAAAAUAAUUCCAUAGUCCCCAUUUAUAAAAAAACUUUUUUAUACGAAAUACAAUAGCAACUAGUUUCGGAAUGUUGAAUCCAUUAUCAAGUUUUUCUUAAAUCUUUCAAGAUUCUUCCAAGUUUCAGAAUGUUGAAUCCAUUACUUCUGAUGUGUACUUCUGUACACAUCAGUUAAACUGUAGAAUUCAUCACCACUAGAAAUUAAGGCAUUGCCUCUUACAUUCUUCAAAAGGAAAUUAAAAACUUUACUGAAAGCUGAAAGUUUAUAUAACAUACAAGAAUUAAUAUAAUAGACUGGACCAGAUAUUUGUAGGCUAAUAUUAUUUGUAUGUAUUAAUUGUAUUAUGUAAUAUAUAGUACCUAUUUUUGACGUUUAUCAAUGCAUUGUUAACAAUGUCUAUGAUAAUAAAGAUUCUUAUUCUUAUUAUCAAGUUUUUCUUAAAUCUUUUAACAAUAACGGAUAAUGGAUUCAUCAUUUCGAAACUAGAAAUGAUGUUAUUGUAUUUUAUAUAAAACAGUUUUUUAUAAAAUGGUACAAUGGAAUUAU
Nilaparvata lugens (brown planthopper) is the source of this 2861-nucleotide messenger RNA. Its product is annotated as beta-glucuronidase. Gene Ontology annotation, molecular function: carbohydrate binding; beta-glucuronidase activity. Lineage: Eukaryota; Metazoa; Arthropoda; Insecta; Hemiptera; Delphacidae. Gene Ontology annotation, biological process: carbohydrate metabolic process; glucuronoside catabolic process. The record is from RefSeq and is a predicted model, not a curated record.